Messenger RNA from Penicillium atrosanguineum, 807 nucleotides. Its product is annotated as glutathione S-transferase family protein. The record is from RefSeq and is a predicted model, not a curated record. The coding region runs from base 1 to 807 and encodes 268 amino acids. NCBI's taxonomy places the organism in Eukaryota, Fungi, Ascomycota, Eurotiomycetes, Eurotiales, Aspergillaceae. The transcript is spliced from 2 exons.
AUGACCAACCCUGACCCCGUUCAUUUCUUCGACCUCUUCUCCACUCAACCAGGUGCUUCGAAAUCAUGGUCUCACAACACUUUGAAGAUUCGAACAGUGCUUAAUUUCAAGGGCAUAACCUACACUCAGAGUUGGAUCUCCUACCCGGACAUCAAGCCCCUUCUCACCAGCUUGAAUGUGCCGCCUAAUAAACAGGGCAGACCAUACACGCUGCCAGCAAUCAUUCACAAGUCCUCAGUGACUUCAAAUCCAGAUGGAGCCAUGAUGGAUUCGCUUCAAAUCGCCAUGCACCUUGAUAGGGUAUUCCCGUCCCCACCGCUGUUCCCAUCCGGUGACGCCAGCUACACACUAGUAGUCGCCGUGGGCAGAUUGUUGAGUCUUUUGGAGCCUGGGUUCAGACCAUUUAUCAUCCCACGCGUGGCGGAUCACUUGGAUCCUCGUGGACAGAGGUACUUUCACGAGACACGGUCUGCGGCCCUUGGAAAACCUUUGUCAGAAGUGCGGCCCACUGACGCGGAGAGUCUGGACAAGCUGUGGAAGGUGAUUGAGACCGAGUCUGCGACCCUAAUAACAAUGCUGAAAGGAAGAGGGGGAAAGAAAGGUCCGUUCUUCGAAGGCGAAAAGCCUGGAUUUGCGGAUUUGGUAUAUGCUUGCGAACUGGCAUUUAUCGAGCGCUUCGAUAAGGAGCUCUUUGAGAGGAUCAUGGGCCUGGGAGAUGGGGAAAACAGGGCUCUGUACAAGGCUUGCUUGCCCUGGUUGGAGGGCCAGGGUGAGGACAAGGGGUGGCCGAUUUCCCAGGCUGUCUAA